Molecule: messenger RNA, 2359 nt
Organism: Copidosoma floridanum
Lineage: Eukaryota; Metazoa; Arthropoda; Insecta; Hymenoptera; Encyrtidae
Product: fatty acyl-CoA reductase wat
Biological process (GO): long-chain fatty-acyl-CoA metabolic process
Cellular component (GO): peroxisome
Molecular function (GO): alcohol-forming very long-chain fatty acyl-CoA reductase (NADP+) activity
Source: RefSeq, a predicted model, not a curated record
UUUACCUUUAUCAUAAAUCCUUACUUCCACAUGACAAUUUAAAAAAAGCAAAUCCACUUUUAGGUAAGCAAAACACUGAAACUCCGAACAACGACCAAACACAAUAUGGUCGAAGUCCUGAUGGAGUCAGGAGGUCAGGAGGUCGUGGUGCCAGAAACCGGAGUUUCUCGUGCGACAAUGCCCUCGGAGUACACGCCAAAACUCGACACGCUCCCAGCCACUGACAUCAGUAACAGUACCCAGAUGAUCUCUGCUGGGGAGCUCACCCCCAUCCAGGAAUUUUAUGCCGGCCAGAGCAUCUUUAUAACCGGUGGCACGGGUUUCAUGGGCAAGCUAUUGGUGGAAAAGCUUCUGCGCAGUUGUUCCAACUUGGCCUUCAUUUACCUGCUUGUCAGGCCGAAGAAAGGCAAGGACGUGCAUCAGCGCACCGAAGAACUGUUUGACGAUCCCUUGUUCGCGAAACUAAAAGAGGAGCAUCCAAAGUUCCGCCACCAAAUCAUCUCAGUAUCCGGAGACUGUAGCCUUCCAGGUUUGGGGAUGUCACCGGCCGAGCGAGCUCUUCUCGUUCGCGAGGUCUCGAUAGUUUUCCACGUGGCUGCCACCGUGAGGUUCGACGAGAAGCUCAAGCUCGCCGUCUCCAUAAACGUUCAGAGUCCCAGAGACAUAAUGAGCCUCUGCAAGGAAAUGCCGAAGCUCAAGGCUUGUAUUCACGUAUCCACCGCGUACGCGAAUUGCGUUUACAAUCCAAUCGAGGAGAAGUUCUACGAUGUACCGAUCGAUGGAAUUAAACUUAUCUCGCUCGUUGAGUGCAUGGACGAUAAGCUCGUCGACGACAUCUCCCGACCACUUUUGGGAAAGUGGCCGAACACGUACACAUUCACAAAAGCUGUUGCAGAGAACAUCAUUCGUAAAGAAGGCGCUGACAUUCCCGUUGGAAUAUUCAGACCUGCUGUCGUAAUAUCGACGUAUCAGGAACCGAUCAGAGGUUGGAUCGACAACAUGUACGGGCCAACUGGUGUGGCCGCUGGUGCGGGCACGGGUUUGCUGCGCACGAUACACUGCGAUGGCUCGAUGAAGGCAAACGUUGUUCCAGGUGACAUGACCGUGAAUACUCUGAUUGCCAGUGCCUGGGAUGUCGCCAACAUUAAAAAUAAUAACAAAAAUAGCAACGAAAUACCGAUCUACAACUACGUGGCAAAAGAUAAUCCAAUCACAUGGGAUGGUCUCAAGGAACUGGGAGCCAAGUACGGGCUCGAUAUACCACCGUCUCGUGCUGUUUGGUAUUACAGCUUUAGAAACACCAAAAGUAGACUCCUUCACCUCUUCUAUGUAUACUUCCUGCACUUGCUACCUGCUCUACUUGUCGAUACUGUUACCAUUUGCCUGGGAAAAGAGCCUAGGAUGCUCAAAGUGUACAAAAAAAUUCACAAGUUCAUGGAUGUUUUGAACUACUUCACGACGAAAGAGUGGUCAUUUACAAACGGUGCAGUUCACGCUCUCGUCGAUAAACUGGACAACAGGGACCGAACGCUGUUCAACAUGGACAUGAGAGACGUGGUCUGGGACACGUACUUUCAGAAUUACAUGAGAGGCAUCAGACUUUAUCUCAUUAAGGAUCCCAUCGACACUCUACCCCAAGCACGAGUCAGAUGGCAGAGAAUGUACUGGCUACACCAGGGACUUAAAGUCAUCCUGGCCUACGGCUUCCUGAGGAUUUGUUGGUUUGCGCUAAACACGUUCAUCUCCAUAAUUUGGUAAUGAAAGGACUGAUCAACACCGUUUCAUCGACUGAUUGUCGACUUGGAUUGAACCUUAAGCUUACGUCAUUCGACUCGGACCAAAUGACAACGGUAUGCGUCUUGCGAGAAACAAGAAGAUAUAUUUUUAACACUCAACCUGACUCAUUAUUCGUGUUUACCGUUCGAAACAAGUCGAUGAGAAUGUCAGGGAAGACGAUGAGCACUUUGUUCGUCCCGUGUUGUUGUUAAUGUAUACGAACGCAAUUUGUGUCUUUAGUGUAGCAAGUUUCAUGAGGUACAAAAGCAGAAGCUUAAUUCGCGAGGCACGUACCAAACUUAUCAAUAGAGAUUUACGAUGUACAACUUAAUCGUACGAACAAGGUCACGUUGACGCGCUGCGUGUAAAUAUGUAAUGUUAAAUGUUAUUGAAAUUGCCUGUAACUUUUAAUUGUUUUCAAGAUCAUAUUUAAUUAUGUUUUGUAGGGUCUUGUGGUUAAACUUGUCAAUUUUACUCAACAGACAACUAUUCUUGAUAGGAUGUAUUGAAAAGUGUACAAUAAAAUUUAGUUUCAAAGUUUGGUAAUAAGAAUAAUAGAGAUAAGUUAUUCUACAUUUAAUUA